AAUAAAUUAGGUCCCAAUAAGAUUGCUCAAAUUUAAACCAUCCAACCCUUAUCAUCUCACAUUCUUCCAUCACAAAAUACAAACAUAUUCCUUCAAACCCGAAACAAUCUAUCAUGGACCCGACUCUAAUCCGAUUUUCCUCCUCAUUUCCCAUCAAACACAACCUUCUCUCCAAACACCUCCACAAACCCUUUUCUCUCUCCUCACUUUCUCUUUCUCCAAACCUCCGUAGCUCUCGAAUUUCAUUUAAGGUGGAUAGUCAUGGCAGCAAGAGAAACGACGUCGAGUUCGACGAAGUAGCUUACGAGGCCGAGCGGCUCAGCCUUGACGCCAAGGCACGAGAAUCGAUGGCCGAGACGUCGGAGAGAGAGAGCCGAGACGGGGACGACCCGAAAGCGUGGAAAUGGGAGAUCCGAAACAGAAUAUGGGACUUGCUCGAAGCCCGAAACCUUGCUCAAUUCCCUAGGCCCGUUCACCAUCGGAUACCCAAUUUUGUUGGCGCUUCGGCUGCUGCUAAGAAAUUGAGUGAACUGGAGGUGUUUAAGGUGGCUAAGUGUGUAAAGGUGAAUCCAGACACGCCCCAGAAGCAAGUCAGGUUCCUCACACUUAAUGGUGGAAAGAAACUAUUAACUCCUCAGCCUCGUUUGAGGACCGGUUUUUUCUCUAUACUUGAAUCCGGGAUGUUAAGUCCUUCUACAAUUAAUGAGGCUUGCACCUCAGCUGGGGUUGCCAAAUAUGGAAAGCCUAUUGGACUGGAUGAGAAGAUCAAGGUGGAUCUGAUUGUCAUUGGGUCAGUUGCUGUUGACCCAAAGACAGGUGCUCGACUAGGCAAGGGUGAGGGAUUUGCAGAACUUGAAUAUGGUAUGCUCUGGUACAUGGGUGCAAUCAAUGAUUCCACACCUGUAAUCACAUCAGUGCAUGACCAGCAGUUGGUGGAUGAUAUACCCUUUGAGAAGCUGUUAAUUCAUGACGUUCCUGUUGACAUCAUAUGCACUCCAACCCAAGUCAUUUUUACGAAUACAAACAUCCCAAAGCCUCAAGGAAUUUAUUGGGACAAACUGUCUCCUGAGAAGCUAAGUCAAAUUCGAAUACUUAGAGAACUGAAGAGUAAAAUUGAGAGAGAAAAUGGCCAGAAACUUCACUGUGGCCCAUCGGAGAAACUGCCCCCCACAGCACAAUGGAGAUACUGAUGUUUAUGUUAUGUAGCAUCUUGUUUUAGUUAGUUGAACAAAGGUUUCCAAGAUUAGUGUAUAUGGUUUAUCUCUGUAUUAUGAAAAGAUGCUGUAUGCAAACCACACCCCAUCCUCCCAGCCCCUUGGCACCAUGUUUUUGCUUUGUCAUUGUAAAUUUUAUAGUUCAAAAUGGUGGCAACACUUGCUUUGAUAUCUUACGAACAGAAUGCUAGACAAUCUUCG
Messenger RNA from Ilex paraguariensis (yerba mate), 1415 nucleotides. NCBI's taxonomy places the organism in Eukaryota, Viridiplantae, Streptophyta, Magnoliopsida, Aquifoliales, Aquifoliaceae. The record is from the annotation of a GenBank genome assembly.